Molecule: messenger RNA, 4631 nt
Organism: Archocentrus centrarchus (flier cichlid)
Lineage: Eukaryota; Metazoa; Chordata; Actinopteri; Cichliformes; Cichlidae
Gene: morc3a
Product: MORC family CW-type zinc finger 3a
Exons: 19
Coding region: 71-3328 (1085 amino acids)
Cellular component (GO): PML body; nucleus
Molecular function (GO): ATP hydrolysis activity; zinc ion binding
Source: RefSeq, a predicted model, not a curated record
CUUAAGCGUUUGGCCGACCCGCGGAUGCUGGGACCUCACUCCGCCCACCGCAAACCUAUCGUGAAAAAAAAUGGCGGCGCAGACUGACCACGGUGUUCCGCUAAGCACGCUUUCGCCCAAGUUUCUUCAUAGCAACUCCACCAGCCACACCUGGCCCUUCAGCGCAAUAGCUGAACUGAUUGACAAUGCCUACGACCCAGAUGUCAGUGCAAAACAGUUUUGGAUUGAUAAAACUGUGGUCAAAGGAAAAGAAUGCCUCAGCUUUAUGGAUAAUGGAAAUGGACUGGACAAUGAAACGAUGCAUAAGAUGCUCAGCUUUGGCUACAGUGACAAAAUUGCUAUGAAUGGUCAAGAGCCAAUUGGAAUCUAUGGCAAUGGCUUCAAGUCUGGCUCCAUGCGUCUUGGCAAAGAUGCUGUUGUCUUCUCCAAGUCGAAGAGGACCUCAUGUGUGGGGAUGCUCUCUCAGACCUACCUGGAAAUGAUUGGUGCCAACCAAAUAAUUGUACCUAUUGUUUCCUUUGAAGUGCGGAACACAAACAAGUUCUCUGUAAGAGAGGACCAGAAAGCCAGUCUGCAGGCCAUUCUGCAGUUUUCCCCUUUCACGACUCAAGAAGAACUGCUCGCAGAAAUUGAUGCAAUCAGUUUACCGGGAUCCACAGAGAAUACUGGCACACGGAUCAUCAUCUGGAAUCUCCGCAGUACUGGAACUGGAACAACAGAGUUUGAUUUUGAGACGGAUCGUUAUGAUAUCCGAAUUCCAUCAGAUGUUUACAACACAGUGAAUGACAUUAAUCAAGGUCCAGACAAGGUCACAUCACACAUCCCAGAAAGUGUGUACUCGCUUCGGGCAUUUUGCAGCAUUCUUUACCUAAAGCCUCGGAUGCAGGUCAUAAUUCGUGGUCAAAAGGUGAAAUCUCAGCUCAUUGCCAAGAGCCUGGCCUGGAUCAGUAAGGACCACUAUAAGCCUAACUUCCUGAAUAAAAGAAUUCCUAUUACUUUUGGGUAUAACACCAAAAGUAAAGACCAGUGUGGUAUAAUGAUGUAUCACAAGAACCGGCUCAUUAAAGCCUACGAACGUGUUGGCUGUCAGCUUAAGGCUAACAACAGCGGUGUUGGAGUCAUUGGGGUCAUAGAAUGUAACUUUUUGGAUCCUACUCACAACAAACAGAGUUUUCUUGAGAACGAUAAGUACAGGAAAACCAUUAAUAAUUUGGGGAUCAAACUGGAGGAGUACUAUAAAGAAAUACGCUACAGAAAGAAGAAAGAAAAUCCAAAUAGCACAAUACUACCGGAAGAUAUCAAGAAGCGACCAGAUCAAAACUGGGUGCAGUGCGACAAAUGUCUGCGGUGGCGUAAACUUCCUGAUGGCUAUGAUGUCAACAAGCUGCCAGAUAAAUGGUUCUGCCAAAUGAACCCUGAUCCUCAGUUCAGGAGUUGCCAGGUGCCUGAGGAACCCGAGGACUCUGAUGAUGACCAGCCUUCGUACCGCAAGACCUACAAACAGCAGGAGAGAGAGGAAAAGAUGAAACAAGAAAAGAAAAGACAGAAGGAUCGAAGCCAUGAAGAACAGCUGCGUCUGUCUAAACUUGCUGAACAAAAUGAGGCUCUCAGGCGGCAGCAGAAAGACCUGGAACGGCAGCUGCGUCAAACAACUGCCCAAUCCCCUUCCACUCCCACUACUCUGAGGAGUUGGUCAUUACAGGGGGGUGCUGCGAGGCCUGAAUCCUCUCCGCAGACGUCUUCCACCAUUUCUCAAGCUGCCUGCAGCCCCUCCAGUAAUGAUGGCCUUCCAGUUAUUACUAGUGUAUGCUCAUUGUCAGCAGGCUCGCUGUCAGAGGUCCCUCUGAGAAGAAAAAGAACAGAGCCUGUUAUUCUACAGAAAACACCAAAAAAACCUCGAUUAAAUGGCUUCCAUAGGAGCACCACAGAAGUAGGCUCAUCAGUAGACGUGACCCCACGGAGAUCCCCGUCUGUGAAUGUCGAUAGUAAUGAUGAUGAUGAAACCGAUGAUGACAUCGUCAUCUUGGAGACUGCUAGUACCCCCAAGCCAAAAAAGACCCUCUUUGUGAGUGGAGUGAAGAGGGAAGAGGAAGAGCAAAGUGAAAAUAGUGUCAGCAUGCUGUUGGAGUGUAGCGAUGAUGCUGCUGUGGAUGUCCCCUCAGAGACAAAUGCUGCAGGAGCAAGCUCUGCAGUGUCUGCAGCUGUGGAAACUAGUUCCACUCCAUUGCCCCACCCAGAACUGUCAAGUGCCACUACCCAGACAGAAAUACCUAAGUUGAAGCAGGAAGAUGAGAGCCAAAAUCAAGAUGAUAAUAAUAAUAUUAAUAAUAAUGACAAGAGUGGAGAAGAACAGAGUUCUGAUAUGAAUGCCUGCAACGUUCAGCAAAGAGUGUUUAAGCAAGAGAGCAGCGGAGAUGCUCAGGUUGAGAAUCAAGGACAGCACACCUUGCAGAAUGGUGUGAACCACGAUCCUGAAAGUGAAGAAAAUCCAGGACCCUCCUGUUCAAACGCUGGUGACAGCAAAUACUUUCCACUUACCUACCCCACCAUUUCUGAGGCUCAGAAACAACAAGACCAACUGCUUGAGCUUAUGCAAGAGACUGCUCAGGAGAGGGACUCUUUAAAAGAACAGGUCCAGAAACUUACUUCACAACUGAAAGACUUGGAGAAAGAACUGCAGGAGAUGGCACAGGUCAGCAUAAAGAAAGAGUGUUCUCACCAAGCCAGCCAGACAGAAGAAACAGGAGGGCAGAAGGACUACAAAAGUCUGUUCGAGAAGGCCAAGCAGAAAAUCAAUGAAUUGAUUAAAGACAAAGUGGCUUUAAUAGCAGUCUCUGAGACCAAGGCCAAUCUCAGUGCUGACCAAAAUGUGGAAAGUGAUGUCGAUGAGAUUGCUCUGCAAGUCGACGCUCUAGUGCGGAAACUGGAUCAAAGAACGACGGAGAAAAAUGAGCUGCGCUCACGGCUGGACCUUGUGGAGGAGGAAAAUGCAAACCUGGCAGCCCAAUGCGAAGAGCUCAGGUUAAGCUUAGAGCAUCAGAGGGAAAAUGCGCCAAGUCAUCAGACAACCAGUGAUUCUGUUCAAACACAUCCAGUGGAGGAAGGAGGGGUGGCAGAUUCUGGCGCACAUUCAAGCUCAGAUGCAUCCAGAAGUUUGAUGGAGCUUCGGCAGAACGUCGGCCGCCUUCUUCUCUCCUACGUGCCUGCGCUGGACCUGGCACAAGUGAAUUAUGAGUGCAAUGUCAUUGAUGAGAUCCUGGAACAGGUGCUCUCCAAUAUGGAUUCUGACACACUUGUAGGGGUGAUGUCUGAGGCAAGCAAUAAUUAAAAAAAAGUCAUCACAUCUUGAGUUUAACUGAUGCCCCACCUGUAAAUGUUUAAUAAGGGGUUCAGUGAGUGGGAUAUUAAAUUAUUUGAAAGCGUGUACAUGCUUACAGAUUUGGCAAUGAUUUUAAGUGACUUCAACAUUAGCUCAGCUGUCUUUCUAUAAAAAAAAAAAACGGUGAGAGAAUGCAAAGCAGUAGAUUGUACAAAUGAAUGUUAUUGUCCAUAGAUUACGCUCCAAAGUUUCUCAGUGAAGUAACACUUCAUUGGCAGUGUUGCCACAUAUUAAUACUCUUCAGUUUGUUUUUGCUGUGUUUAUAAAUAAUGUGUAUCAUAUUUUGUACUUUCAUGUUUUACAAAAUAUAUUUUUAUAUUGCCUGUUUAUACUUGUUGAGGAGUACUGUAUCACGCAUUAGCAUUGGUAUUGUCAAGAUUACGACACAAGUCAGCCACAGAAAACCGUCAUCAUAGACAUGGCACCAUGACGGUAAAUAGAAUGAACAUUUCUCAUCGCAGUUCAUGGUUUCAUUACAGUACCAAGGUGUGAGGUAUCGACAGCAAGUAGCAACCUUUUCAGAGUCGGCUGAUUGUUUCAGACUAAAAUAUCUUGGCAGCGUAGGUGGCAAUCAAACCUCAGUUGGCCUGAUGUCACUGAAAGCCACCGUACUGUUGAGCAAUAAAUCUCGCAGCACUGUGGUAAAGAGUGAAAUCUGCACAGUGGCGGCAACAUGAACUUGUAGGUCUGAAUAUACUGAUGAGUUUAGGAUAAUUAGAUUUUUAAAACAUCAGCUUUGUAAUUAAAAACUAUUUAUGAAGGGACUCUCAGGUAAUGAAAUGCAUUGUGGGCCUGGCACACUGUGCAUUUCCAUGUGUUUCCAUCACUUUUUACUGAAAAAAUUGAAAAGGACACUGUUAAUAAACCAGGCAGAAUUUUUUUUCCGAUUGUAUGACUUUCUUGUGUUCAACUAAAAAGCUCCUUGUGAUACAGUUAACCGCUGUACAGGCAGUGAUGGAAAGUGACUAAGGGUUCCACAGUUACCGUGUAUUGCCGAUGACCAUGAUAUUUAACAAUUAAAUACUGUCAAUAAUACCCACAUAAUCAUAAAUUAUUUUGCUUUGUUUUUUCAAUAAAUAAAAUAAUGCUCUAAUUACCAUUAUUUGCUAUUGAUACAUGACCAUGAUCAUCAUGAAGUGAAAAUUUGAUAUCAUGACUGCCCUCCACGAAGUAUAUGUCAAAUUGAACUCAUUUAUUUUUGAGGUACAUACUGUUAACUUUUCAGACUGAAAUUUUACAUUUAUAUAAAUAA